This is a messenger RNA of Sceloporus undulatus (fence lizard), 4340 nucleotides long. It is a transcript of the gene LYPLA2, whose product is annotated as lysophospholipase 2. Gene Ontology annotation, biological process: protein depalmitoylation. Gene Ontology annotation, molecular function: palmitoyl-(protein) hydrolase activity; carboxylic ester hydrolase activity. The coding region runs from base 177 to 875 and encodes 232 amino acids. Lineage: Eukaryota; Metazoa; Chordata; Lepidosauria; Squamata; Phrynosomatidae. The record is from RefSeq and is a predicted model, not a curated record. The transcript is spliced from 10 exons. Gene Ontology annotation, cellular component: cytoplasm.
CCUUGUUGUCCGCCGCGCCCCGCCCACCUCGCGCGCGCGGGCGGCGGAAGUUCCGGCGGCGCGGACGAGAGAGAGGACUGGAGCCUGGCUGAGUCGCUCUCAGUCAGAAGAGAAGCCGGUUGGGAACGGAUCGAAGGGAGGAAGGAGGCGUGAAUUGUUGAAGCCUUUAUUGGUGUAUGUGCGGUAACAACAUGUCUGUCCCCCUCCUCGCUGAUGCCGUGACCGUUUCAGGGGCAGAGCGGGAGACUGCAGCGGUCAUUUUUUUACAUGGGCUUGGAGACACAGGGCACAGCUGGGCUGAGGCCCUGUCCUCCAUCCGGCUUCCUUAUGUAAAAUACAUCUGCCCUCAUGCGCCUAGGAUCCCUGUCACCCUCAACAUGAAGAUGGUCAUGCCAUCCUGGUUUGAUUUGAUGGGCCUGAGUCCAGAUGCACCCGAGGAUGAAACUGGAAUUAAAAAAGCUGCUGACAACAUUAAAGCAGUCAUCGAGCAUGAGAUAAAGAAUGGAAUUCCAGCUAACCGUAUCAUCUUGGGAGGCUUUUCACAGGGUGGUGCACUCUCCCUCUACACAGCGCUCACUUGCCAACACCAACUGGCUGGCAUUGUGGCCCUCAGCUGCUGGCUUCCUCUGCACAAGACCUUCCCUCAGGCUGCAAGUAACAGCAUGAACAAAGACAUCCCCAUUCUGCAGUGCCACGGGGAGAUGGACCCCAUGAUCCCAGUACGCUUCGGAGCCCUGACUGCUGAGAAGCUGAAGUGUGUUGUGAAUCCCAGUAGGAUCCAGUUCAGAACCUAUCCAGGAGUGAUGCACAGCUCCUGCCCUCAGGAAAUGAUGGCUGUGAAAGAAUUCAUCGAGAAACUGCUACCCAGGAUUUAAAUAGAACUCCUCAAGACUGUUACAGGGAGAGGAGAUGGAGGUUUCCACCUAUGACCUUUCACCCUUGACCUGAUGGCUGCAGUUGGAAGCCAUAGCAAUCCACCACCAGGCAAUCCACCUCCACUCAGCUGGUUUCCUAUCUCUGGCCUUCCCUCUUCCUCUUGCACUGUGCCCCUCUUGUGCAAAGUGUUGGGGGCAUGCUCCCUUCUCUACAUGGAACAGUGGUACAGAGCAAUUUUAAGGUACAGCUGAGAUCCCAAACAUGGCUGCCUCCAUGCAAAUUAGUAUUUCUGGUCAUCUUAUUUCAGAGUUUUUCUGCUGUCUCCUCUGCCAUUCUCUCCCCUUCUCCACCUUCCCCCUAAAAUGGUUGCUGUGGAAAUGAGCUGGGUGGUAGCCAAAGAUAUUUAGGAGAAUGUCUUCUGUGCUGUUACAGUAUUGGCAGGGAGUACCUCUGCAGUAGCUGAACUCCCUAAUGGGCUUGCCAUUCUACCCACCAACCAUUAACCCCCCCCUCCAGUACCAUGCCUCCCUCCUGUGACCCAGCACCUGUGCCAGCCUGUAUCCCAGUGUGGAACCAUCUUGGAGGCAGCCAGUGAGGCUGGGGAGGCAAGGAACCAUCUCCCAGCCCACCCGGACAUCCAUUCCACUGAGACCUGUAAAUUAAUCCUGUUCUGAAAUCUCAUCAGCCUGCCAGACCAAGGGGUUUGUAUUUGGCAGAGGGGGUGGUGGUGGGGGGGCAACCUGGUCAAUGUCCAACCUCCAAACCCAUCCUGGGACAGCUUAUUCCCUGGCCAGUCAGCCUCCGGCACUGAUCACCAUAUGCACACCUUGCAGGUUCUGCUGGAGUUCUGCUGUUAGUUGGGGUACUGGUGUGGUGGAGGCCCUCCCCAAUCACCUUACUAGGAAUUAAUGCAAUGUUGUGUGUGGUUUGUGUGUAUUUUUUUAAACAACCUGUUUGUUUCUUUUACGAUCCUUUCUGCUGCCCUUGUGUUCAGUCCAGUAGGUCCAUCUUGUUUUGUGACUAGGCAGGUAGAGCCUGAGUCUGAAGGAGGUCAGCACUCAGCCAGUCUUCUGAAGCUUACAGCUCUCAGACACAGCCUCACUGCGUGGCCAGUGGUUCCUCCAGCACUGUUCCUGGUGCUGUUUGGAUAGCAUAUACAUCUCAACCAGAGCCCCUCUUUGUGCUCAUUUCUGAUCCAUAUCAGGUGGCUUUGCCCCCAUGCUUUGUGUGUGUGAGCACAGGAUGUCUUAGAGCACUUUCCCAUCUGCUCAAAGAAGCUGCCAGGCAUGGCUCUUCUUCUUAGCCCUGGUGGCUGGCACCUUUGUGAGCCAGUUUCCCAGGUACUCCCACCUGUCUUUUUUGCUGCAAGGCUGCUCCUUUUGCCAGGAGUCAGGUUUUCAUCCUCAUUUCUAGCAGUGGGGUUUGCUGUUGAAUAGCAAAUGUGUUCUUAAACAUCCCCCCAUGUCAGUGUCCUGUGUGGGCUGAUACCUCAGCCAGGGACCAAAGUGAUCUUCUAAGGGUUCUGUUUUCCAUUUUCCUUCCAGUGGAUGACUUCUGUUGCCUCCCAUGUUCCCCUAGCAUCUUGUUCAUUGUGUAGAUUCAAACAGCUUGCUUCAUGCCCUCUACUGUUGCAAGUAGCAAGAGGAGUGUCCCAAACCAACCUCCUCUCAGUUCCCCAUGUUAUCUCUUCUGGCAGAUGGGUGAUUGUGGCCCUCUGGGUGUUGCUAUAUUGCAGCUCCCAUCAUCCUUCACUAUUUGUUGUGCUGGCUAGGGCAGAUGGGAGCUGCAGUCCAGCAACGUCUAGAAAGCUGCUGUUUCCAGGAUGUAGCUGAGACCCAGAAAAUGGGGUUAGGACCAGAUCCUGAUGGAAGUAGGGGUUGCCCUCUCAUCUGUCACCCUUAUGCUGCUUUCUGCACCUUGUGUGGACCCCAUUUGGCGUGUAGCUCAGUGCCGGACUGCUCACCCCUUGUGCAGCUCUUGCACCUGACUGCGCUGCUUUGUUCUGCCAUGCCUGCUACUCCUGGCUGAAGCUAAACUUAAUAGGACAAUUUGGCUGUAACCAAGCUUGACUCUUAUGCAAAGUGAAGACCUCCAGUUUAUAUUCACUUUCUCUUGGGCCAGAGAGAAGCCACCCCUCUUUGUCCGCUUCUCUAGUUACCAGCUGCUGAGUCGUCCUGCUGGAUGCAGGAACUUCACCAGUCUAAUCCCUGUUAGGGCCACAUAUCUGUUUUAAGGAGAGAGGUGCUCACAUUCACACCUGGAGAGGGGAAAGUGAUUGGGGGAAGGAACAGGGCAUAGUGUUCACUGGGGCCUCUUUGUUAUCAUCAUUGUAGAAGAGGAUAGCAAUAAUCCUUUCAUUAACUUAAAUUCAUGGGAUUCUUUCUAAAGGAGCAGCCUUGACAGUGAAGAUGCCUCUCACUUGCUCCUGGGAGGAUCUGAAUUCUCUCUCUUACCUCUGCACAUAGACAUGGCAGUAGGCAGAAGAUGGCAGGCCUGGUCUUACUCAAGGAAAGAAGCAGUAAAAUCCUGAGAUGCUCCAAUCAGUUGUACCACAUAUUGAUGUCACUAUGUGCAUGUGUGAUUUUUGAAUACUCCCCUGUAUUUAACAACAACAAAAUCUUUGCAAGUAGGACUAUCCACACAAUGAGUUUCUAGCCCACCCCUCCUCUCUGCUAGCUUUCUACUUAUGAGGGGAGGGGUGCAUUCUUCUUUUUGUUUUGUUUAAAUAUUUUGGCAUAUAGUCAGAAAUGGUACACCCCAUUUGCCUACAUCCCUUCUACCACAUCUGUAGGCCAGGCCUCUGCUUCCUCAUGAAAGUGAAGAUGGGUUAGGCAGGCAUGUGGGGCUGGCCUCCUGGAUAGAUCUGGCUGGCUCCUUUGUAUGCCCUCUUCUUAAAAGUCUAUGGAUUAAGACUAUGAACUGGACUGUCCUGCAUAGCAGUUUACACAGAUAUCCUGCUCUCUGUUCAUCGCUGCUCCUAACGCCGCCACUUUCAUCUUGGCUGGACCUUUUCCAAAGCAAUUAUCCAAAUCCCUGGCACGUCACAGGUUUCUCUGCAGCGAAUGUGUCAAGAAUGUGGAAGCCCAAGGAAGAUGGUGGCUUCCCCUUGUUCCUACACAUGCCCCUGUGUCUUUCCCUGCCCCCUUUCUUUUUGUCUUCCUCAUAUGUCAUUUUUAUUUUUUGUGUUCCACUGACAUUAAAACAAACACAACCAUCAGAGUCUCGCUUGGUUGGUUGGUUUGCUGUAGUUGACGCAGGCUGGUUUCUCCUGCAGUUUGGUGUGCGAGGCUCUCGUGUAGAAACAAAGAGCAAACUUGUGCGAAAAGCAACGGUUUUUCUCCUACAGGAUAGGGGAGGGAAGAGCAUCCCUUCCAUUGCUACCUUUGCACUAAAGGUAUAAGAUGGGAUUUGAAUAGGGAGAGUCCCAACCAAGGAAUGUGAAUAAACAUAAAUUUGACAGGUUG